Prunus armeniaca (apricot) is the source of this 432-nucleotide messenger RNA. The record is from the annotation of a GenBank genome assembly. Lineage: Eukaryota; Viridiplantae; Streptophyta; Magnoliopsida; Rosales; Rosaceae.
AUGAAUAUUGGAAGUUCUAGCCAGAACCCACGCUACGCAAUGGAAAGAGAUAAAGCAGCUCUCCGAGAGGGACUGAAGUCAGAAGAAAGUGAUGCUAGGCAAUCAGCCCAUGGAAGUACUAGAAGUAGACACUCCAGGAGGUUGAAUCAAAUACAGGAAGCUGUGUUCCAGCAGAAGGCUACAACACAAAGGAGCCCGGACACUCUGAAUAACAUGACUACCAUGAUGCAAUGGCAAGUCAGCAGGCAGUUCAGGAAGGACCGUGAAGCUGCUAUGGCCAAGAUUCCAAAUUCUGAUAUGGUGGUCCAACAACUAGACCUUCCUUACGGUCCUUCACCAGGAUUGGCAUGGCCAUAUCAGGAGAACCCUCUCAUUGCACAGAUAGCUGGAAUACCAGGCCAUGGAGAGAUCCAGGCUGGACAGAGGGGAUGA